Messenger RNA from Jaminaea rosea, 3417 nucleotides. RefSeq lists its product as hypothetical. Gene Ontology annotation, molecular function: acyltransferase activity, transferring groups other than amino-acyl groups. The record is from RefSeq and is a predicted model, not a curated record. NCBI's taxonomy places the organism in Eukaryota, Fungi, Basidiomycota, Exobasidiomycetes, Microstromatales. The coding region runs from base 122 to 3349 and encodes 1075 amino acids. The transcript is spliced from 2 exons.
CUUUGCAUCUUACAGCUUCUCCAGAUACCCCGUUGUGAUCGCCAUUACUCAUCCCCCCCAUUUCUCGUCCCGUAUCUCGUCCUCGUUGAUCCACGCCGCUUGCUCAGCGUCGCGCGCUGUCAUGACCACCACUCGCAUUGGCGUCAUCGCCGCCAUUGUGCUGGGACUGGCUCAACUAGUCGUUGCCCAGUCGCAAUGCCAGUGUGGUUAUAGAGACCCAACGACCGGCGCGCUAUGGACCGACGCCAUCAUCACCUACUUUAAUGAAACGGACGCAGCAUCACAAGUCAUCUCGUCACCAGCCUCAUCACCCGACGUCCAAGGCGCAGGUGCACCCGGCAACACGGGUGCCGCGACAGACUCUGCGCCUUGGUCAGUCUACGACCACUUGAACGCAUACAACGAAGGAUACGGCAUAGACUGGCGAACAGGCUUCCGAUCCAACAACUCAUACACGACGGUAGAUGGCAACUUCUCGUCCCAAGUCAUGCAGCUCGCCGUUUUGCCCGCCGACUUGCGUCAUCGCAUCACAUGGGGAGCAGGCCUCGUCUCUCGUCGCAGAGACAUCCUCUUCGGAUCGUUCCGCACUAGCGUGCUCCCAUCACCAUCGUCCAACGAGGGGACCUUCCUUCGCAUGGGUGUGCGAUACGACGACUACGACUACGUUGAGACGUCCCUCGCUGCGUCCUACAACGCCACGCUGACGUGGGAAUGGGCAGCCAAGGGACAGGAUCAGAUCCAAGGAUCGUCGCAGGCAGUCCAGCAGAUCCUCUGGCAGGGGAUUGGGUGGAACGCUCAACACAAUUUUACAGAGCAUCGCAUGGAGUGGCAGAACCCUCAGGUGGGCUGGUUUACAAACAAUGGUGAUUGGACAAACAAUGGCACGUCUGGCGCAACGAUUGCUGCGGGCGCUAGCAAUGUCACCUCGCCUCUCCCAUCGUACGGUGGGCCCUUUGCGUACCGCCACUAUUCGGAGGGAUUCAAAGGCAUCGGCCAAGCGCCGCCCGAGGGCUUCCAACUGAAUGCCGAGCUUCUCUACGCUCGCCUCUUCUUCAACUCGUCGCUUCCAUCGAGGAGCGCGGAAUUCGACUCGGGUUGCGCCGCUGGUCCCACGCCAGAGUGCAACACGGACGAUCUCACACUCAGAGGGAGCACGGCAUUCAGCGCGGCGGCUCUGCAAUCGCCUGAACGUCCUACGUCUUCGUACUCGACGCCAUCAUGGGCAGUCGCACUCGCAGUUGCAUCCGCAGCCGUAUUUGCCGCCCUUGUCAUCCAUGGUCUCGUCAACUGGGCUGUCCACUCUGCGUCAUCGCGAGGGAAAUACGAGUCGGCAGGGACGGGAGCUGGAGUACCUCUCAGCCCUCGACCAGGCCAAGGGCCAAUGACGAGCGGCAACACGACGAUGGAGGAAGAAGGAGGUGCGGGAGCUCACUGGAACUACCCGGCAGCCCUCUUGGCCGCACAGAAUCGCGAAGAGGGCGCAGACGAGAGCGGGGAUGAGUACGAAGAGCACGAUGAUCCGCUGCGACCUUGGCCGCUUCCGGAAAAGGGACCAGGCAGUAGCAGCGCAGACGAAUAUGCCAAGACGGCGACAGGUGGUGGCGCGACUGCAAAGGAAGCAGAGGGGAACGUGGCACCCGCCAGCGGCGAGGCUACUCUUUCGCCGACGGAAGACUCGCAGCGUCAAGGAUCGGUGGCCAGCAUGGACAGUCAAGCAUUCAAGGAAUGGCGUCGCGACUCUUCCAAAGCUCACCUCCUCUCCCCCUCUUCGCCAUCGUCCUCGAGCAACAAGCUGCCUUGGUCUAACUCGCGCAACGCUUACGGCGCCUCACCACUCGCCAAUGUCGCGCGACUCAAUGCAGAUGAGGAAAACGACGAUGACUCCGGAUUCGUGCGAUGGGAGCAAGCGCCAGGUCGUAGACGUGGCCUCGCUCGUCCAGUCGCAGGCAAGGCUGCACUCAGGCCAGCAAAGGGACCCAAAAAGCCGCGCCUCGGCCCCAUUGCGUGGGUGAAGGAGAACCUCUUCAUUGGCGAGGGUGGCGGAGGCAAGACGGCAUCGGGCGCGGCUCGCGUCGAAUAUCUCGAUGGCCUGCGCGGCUUUGCCUGCUUCUUGGUCUCGUUCCACCACUUCAUGCUCAUCUUCUACUUUGGCCAAACGACGCCUACAGCCUUUAUGCACUACGUCGGCUUCGAGACGUGGUUCCGCUACAUCCUUGGGCCCAUCCUGACCAACGGUGGCUUGAACGUCGGCAUCUUCUUCUGCCUCGCCGCGCGCGUCAUUGCCAAUCGCUACCUCGUGCGCGGUAAGCUGCAGGACCUCGCCGAGGCCAUCUUCCGCCGUGUGCCCCGACUUAUGGUGCCCAUCACCGCUGCGCUCAUUCUCAACUACUUCCUCAUCGAGGUGGGCGCCUUCCACUGGGUCACGCGCUUGCAGUCCGUGACUUGGUCGCCGUGGAGCUACUACACCAACUACACCAACCUCGGCGUCUUCAUCGACGACUGGAUGGGCCUAUGGUUCACCGAACCCCCCAACACGCCGCCGCAGAUUUCCCUCUAUGCCACCGGUAUCCUUUGGACUGUCCCGCUCAUCGUGCAGUACAGCUGGACCGUCUUCCUCUGCGCGCUAGUAGCCCGCGAGAUCGUCAACCCGAUCAAGCGCUACACGUUCUACGCUCUCUGCUGGCUCUGCUCGUGGUACGCGGGUCGAUUCGAGUACUUUUUUAUCGCGGGAUUGAUCAUUGCCGACCUGGACAAUCGCCUCAAGUAUCGCGAGAAGGCAGCCAAGGGCAUCCCGCUCUUUGGUGGCGUACGCAUGCCUGGACAGUUCAUCGCCUGGGCCAUCUUCCUCGUCGGCGCAAUCUUCACCUGGCUCAACUUCAUCGGCGGGCCCGCAGCGGACGUCUUCCUGCAAGAGUACGGCAUCCACCCGUCGUGGGAUUCGGCUGAGCCCAACAGCAAGAACACCGAUUUCGAGAGCACGGGCAUCCCUUACACGUCUCCGGAGCUUUUUGCCUUCUUCUUCGUCAUCGGCUUCUUUCUGCUCUGUGACCUCUGCACGUCGUUCCGCACCUUCUUUCAGCUGCGGUUCUGGAGCGUCUUUGGGCGAAACGCCUUUUCGCUUUACCUGCUACACGGCGUCAUCUUUUGGUCUUGGGGUGCAUGGCUCGUCAUCGAGCUGGUCCACAAGGGCGUCGAGUAUUGGGCAGCGGUACUCGUCGUCUUUUUCACGUCGUACAUCAUGCUCGGCAUCCUGUGCGAGGCGUUUACGAGGACCUUUGAUUCGUGGGGGAUCGGGCUCUCCAAGUCGCUCUGGCGCGAGUGCUCGAACGGACUCGGUAGGAGGGCAUAGCGUAGAGAUUGCAUCGCAUUGCAGCGCAGCACAGGUACAUGGACUCUUCUUUAUCGUUACGGACAUUC